This is a messenger RNA of Daphnia magna, 5384 nucleotides long. Its product is annotated as nuclear pore complex protein Nup153. Gene Ontology annotation, cellular component: nuclear pore. The transcript has 7 exons. Gene Ontology annotation, biological process: protein import into nucleus; RNA export from nucleus. Bases 133 to 4623 code for a protein of 1496 amino acids. Gene Ontology annotation, molecular function: structural constituent of nuclear pore. The record is from RefSeq and is a predicted model, not a curated record. Lineage: Eukaryota; Metazoa; Arthropoda; Branchiopoda; Diplostraca; Daphniidae.
AAACUUUGAAUCCGCCAUCUUUUCUCGACACUUUUCCUCGCCGCGUGUGGGUCGUUGUGCGACGGGUUAAAAACUUAUUUCCUUACAUCACUAUCAGGUUCCCAUUAUUGAUUGACACUUUGCGAAACAGUCAUGUGGGAAGACAAUUUAGGUAAAGUCAAGGCAAGACGGAGCAAAAAUUCUAAACCAUACGAAAGACCAAAGUCAAUUUUAAGACGAGUAACGGAUUCGGUCACCGGAUUAUUGCCACAACCUUCUUGGCUGGUCAAUUGGUUGCAGUCAACAUCUCCUAAGAAGGAAGAUGAUGAAAAUGAAGAAGUUGAGCAGGAACAACCUGUGCCGUCAACGAGCUCAGCAAGCAAUGGUGGAAGUAGUUCUUACCAAGAAGGAGUGGAAAGAGAAUCCUUCAUAUUUCGCCGACCCCCAGGAACAUUUAGAGAGCAAAACAGUGGAAGAGCCGUUCCAGAUGUUCCUGCCUUGGACUUGUUUCCAGAGCCAGUUGUAGUUGAAUCAACCUCUAGGGAACAAUUAGUUCAGACAAAUGGUGAUGAUGACUCUAACUCGGAGUCAACUAGUGGGUGUUCCUCUUUAUUACCCCACCCUGAACAUAAGAGGGAAAACAGAAAUGUUGGUGAACCUCUCAGUAUAAAUCAAUCUUCAUUACAAAUUAUUGGAAGCUCGUUGAGCAAAUCUUUAGCUGUUGACCUCAAAACCAACCGUGGGCGUAAAACCCUUAGCCUUCACACAUUUGGUCAAGAAUCAAAUUUGUCUGUCAAUGCUACAGAAGAAUCUAGAUUUCCGAAGGUUAUAGAUGAAACUGCUGUCUCCUUUUUUGACAAAGAAGAUACUUCACUUAAUCGCUCUGCAAACAAACGAGAUAUUUCACUUCCUCAGUUAUCGUCUUUUGGUAGCAAAAGGCCACGUUUCAAUGUAACUUCCUUUGGCCCAACCGCUGCCGAAGCGAGACGGUCGUUGUUGAACGAAAGUGUUGUAGACUCGCCUUUUUAUGCUGGUAGAACGACUUACGGUGGAGCUUCAGCUUAUCGCCGUGCGGCCCUACAACCGUCUACCACAUUAUUCCCAUACGUACGGAAUCGAAUUCAGGCUAGACCUGCAUCCGUUUCUUCAGCUCCACCUACUCCAAGUGGUUCUGUUUCGACAACAAUGUCAUCAUCUAAUGUGGUACUCAGUAGCUCAGCACAACGAAUUCUUCAAGCGCUUGAAGCGAUGUCUACACCAGUAAGAGAUGCGAAGAGAAUUCCUGCAACAUCCAUCAGCAGACGGUCGGUUUCUUCGCACGACGACGAACUUUCUUUUACCGGAUUCGGUUUAAGCCGACGACGGCCAAAUUUGGGACCUCCAACGUCCAAACUAUCUGUUGGUACUCCGGCACAGAUCGUUGCCCGACAAGCGCCAACAAGUAUCCAUCCGCUAGAAUCAGCGGCAGUCUCGAGUACCCCCAUCAGCACACAGGCUGGUGGGAAGAUGCGAAUGCGAACGUCUGCCCCUGUUCGUAAAUCAGCUCCCCGUAUUCAGGAGGACGAACACAAUGAAAUAGAAGAACUCGCAGCUGUUCCGAUGCCCCUCGGUUUAACUAGUUUACCUAGCUUCAGUUUGCUACCGUCACUCUCGGUGGCACCAACACAAACCGUUGCUUCCUCUUCAGUGAAAACAUUAGCGUCUGCAGGAACCAGUUCUAAUGGAUUAGUUAAUUCCGCUGCGAUAAGCGUUUCAGUUUCUCGUCCAACUUUCACAUUUUCGGCGCCCUUGGUUACGGUCAGCUCAUAUGAAGUAGAAACAACGACAAGUUCGAAACCGCCUAGUUUCAACUUUAGUUCUCCCCUACUUGUUAAGCCUGCUACUGGAAAGGCAACCGAGAAGGGGCCUGUUCGGGCGAUGGAAUUAAACUUGAAAUCAGGUAGUGUCCUUGAAGUCCUUAAAGAGAAAACUCAAGAUGUAGCAUCUGCAACAGAAACAGCCACUUCACAGAUCCCAGCAACUUCAGGAUUUGGAGAGAAAUUCAAACCGCCCACUGAUUCAUGGACGUGCUCUGUCUGUUGCGUUACAAACCCUAAAAGCAAAACUUCAUGUCUAGCAUGCGAAUCUCCUGCCGUGGCAUCGAAACCAGCAAGCACUGUACCUAUUGCCCCCAAGCCUACCACAAGUGGGUUUGGCGAUCAAUUCAAAAUGGCCUCCACUCAAUGGGAAUGUUCAGUUUGCAUGGUCAGGAAUUCGGAUACAGAUAAUCGAUGCAAAUCUUGCGAGGAACCUCGCCCGGGAACUAAGUCUGCCGUCGCUCCAUCUGCGGUUUCUACUUUUAAAUUUGGCGUCCAACCGGCACAGACAAGUACCAAGUUUGGAACGGAAUCAUCAUCAACUUCGUCCCAGACAACAGGAUUCUCGUUUGGAUUAUCGAACAAAAAAGAAGAUUCUUCUGCUGGAUUCAAAUUUGGCGUCCCACCUGAGGUCCCAAAAGAAGUAAAGGAAACUCCCGGAUUUAAGUUUGGAAAUACGAUUGAACCCAAGAAAGUAGAAUCGGUUCCUGUUGUUGCAUCCAUUGAACCGGCCAAAACUGAAAAAGGCGGUUUCAAAUUUGGUGCAUCAAUCGAGCCAAGCAAAACAACCGCGGAACCAAUUCGUGGAUUCAAAUUUGGAAAUGAUAAGAAAACAGAAGAAACAAACGUUACCACCCCUAUCGUGUCUUCUGAGUCUGCUUUAAAGCCUAUCCAGUUAUUCGGUUUCAAAUCGUCCGAACCAACAACAAAUAAAGCAGAAGAAACGAAUAUGGUAGGUCAAAGCUUGACCUCAGAUUCUUCGGCAAAAUCUGAAACAGAACCACAAAUCUUUAAGGUCCCGGCCCUCGUCCCUCAGGUAGCGACAGGGAUCAGUGCUGCAGCAACUACUACAACCCCAGCCUCCAAAGCGAGCCCCAUUUUUAGCUUUGGUACAGCACCUGUUGUUCCGGCUCCCAAAACAUCCUUACUUGAAACGGGCAGUGUGAUGGACAUCCUAGGGAAAAAACCAACGGCUCCCUUGGUCGUUGGUCAGACACCUGUCACCUCGGCGCCCACAUUUUCGUUCGGAGCAGGAGAUCAAGCAAAGACUUCAUUUUCGUUUGGCAGUGGAGAAAAAUCUACUCUGAAGCUGGGAACGGGGACCACUGGAAAAGAAGCGGAAACUUCUAAAAGUUCAUUGUUGGCACCGACCACAUCAUCGACCUCUUUUAAUUUUACUGGAGCUGCUACUUCAGCAUCUUCCGAAGCGCUGUUCAAACCUACUGCAGCCCCCACUUUUAAUUUUGGUGGUCCAACUACCUUUGGCGGUGUGGCUGCAAGUACAGCAACCACUUUCGGUGUUCCAUCAACGACUGCCACGUCUUCGGCGUUCGGUAUGAAAACUGCCGGAACGGUCGCAACAGCUUUUGGUUUACCAUCAGCAACUACUGCACCUGUAGCUUUCGGUGUGCCAGCCUCAACAGCCGCCCCGACGACGUUCGGUUUACCAGCGAUAUCGACGGCUGCUACAACUUUUGGCCUGCCGACUACUUCGGCCGCCCCGACAGCUUUCGGUUUGCCGACCACUUCUGUCGCCCCAACAACUUUUGGAUUACCCCCCACUUCGGCAGCUCCGACGGCUUUCGCUUUACCCACCACUUCGGCCGCCCCGACAGCUUUCGGUUUACCAACCACUUCGGCUGUUACUACCGCUGCAGUUGGAUCGCUGGUGCCGUCAAGUUCUAGUUCCAUUUUCACGUUCGGUUCAACCACAGGAGCUACUACGACGUCGUCGUCGUCUAGUGGGUUUUCGUUUGGCCUGGCACCCUCAUCUUCGCAAGCACCAUUCAGUUUCGGAGCCUCAGCACCACCGCCGUACCAAUUUCCUAAAGAAACACCAAAACUUUCCAGCAGCAGUGUUGGUGGAUUUGGAUUUGGCGGGCCUGUAACAGCAGCAACGACGUCGACGACACCAGCAGGAAGCGUCUUUUCUUUUGGAUCUGGCAAUGUUGCAUCGGCGGCCGCAGCAGCAACCCCGUCAGAGGCACCUAAAUUACAGUUUAGCUUUGGAACGCCUCAGGAAACAGCAACGUCUACGGCUCCUAGUUUUGGAUCUUUUGGUGCCAGCGCCACUACUAAGACCACAGCUGCGCCAUUUAUGGGUUUUAAUUCGUCAACGUCUUCUACCCCGGCAUUCGGUGAAAUGGCUACGAAAUCUUCUGUUACUCCUUUCGGAGCCACGCCAUUUGGUACUUUACCGCCAACAGGUUUUGGAGCCGCCGCCACUUCCUCAUCUUCCGCGUCUCCAUUUUCAUUUGGUGCCCAACCUUCCGGUGCCACCGCUCCUGCUCCUACCUUCAAUGCCGCAUCUAGUUUCAAUUUUGGGGCACCCACCGUCGCAUCUCCUUCUGUAGUUCCACAACAACCGACUGGUCUUUUCCAGUUUGGAACUGCUCCUACACCGGCGGUAAAUUCGGGUUUCAAUUUUGCCUCGUCUCCGGGAUUCACAACACCUGAUGCUCCGUCUCCCGGAUUUGCUUCCGGUUUUCAUGGAGCCAACCCUUUUGACAACACGGGCAGUGCAGGUGGGCCCAAUCGCAAAAUUCGCAAAGCAGUUCGACGACGAUAAGACAGCCCAUUGGGUAACCCGACGAUUAAGCGCUACUUGAUUCUACAAAAAUGUUUCUUUUUUCGAUGUAUGUAUGUGUGUGAGAGAGAGUAUACGUGUAGGUGUGGAUGAAAUUCCCAUAUGUAAUUACUUCUUUUCCUCUUUUUCUUUUUCUUUUUUUUUUUUUUCCCCCUUCAUUUUUCUUCAUUUUUCGAACUUUUUACAAGUGGCACUGAACUUGCUUUUCACAUUCUAAUUCGGGGCCAAUUGAGAGCUUCGAUGCUCUUAUUUUUUUAAUAUUAAGAGGGACACGUUGUUGACCCGUUGUGAUUUUUCUGUACAGUAAAUGCGAAAUUAGAUCAAUCUGGUUUCUUAUUCUUGGCUUACCGAAAGAAUGUGCAUGGUAUUUUCUAUUCGGCCGAUUUUUGUCUACACUUCAAAUCUCUUUACCAGGGGUUGAAUUUAGAAGAAAAACGCUAAAUCCAACCUCUCAAUUCUCUGGCUUUUUUCUUACCUAAACAAAUUCACAUCUAGAAGUUGUCUCGCAGACUGGUUAAUUUCUUCUGAAAUGUAGGAGAUUAAUUGAUAGUGUCGGGAGUUUUUACUUUACGUGGAGUUGAAAAGUUUUGUAAGCUGGAAUGACUCUAUUAAAAUAAAAAUGUAUCUCCUCUUCUUGCUCAGUGGCUUCUUAUGGAAUCCAUGGCGAUGUGAACUGAUGUUAUUAUGGAAACUGAAAAGCGUUCCGACUAGUGCUCUUUCAAAUAAACGACGUUCAUUUGUGA